Triticum dicoccoides is the source of this 2495-nucleotide messenger RNA. Its product is annotated as putative pentatricopeptide repeat-containing protein At3g23330. Gene Ontology annotation, molecular function: protein binding; RNA binding. Lineage: Eukaryota; Viridiplantae; Streptophyta; Magnoliopsida; Poales; Poaceae. Bases 167 to 1657 code for a protein of 496 amino acids. The transcript is spliced from 3 exons. Gene Ontology annotation, biological process: RNA modification. The record is from RefSeq and is a predicted model, not a curated record.
UCGAAGUGGGCUGAGCCUCUUGUCUUGAGCUCAGGAGCAGACUUGAAAGGCCUAAAGUAAUUCCCUAAUUACCACUAAAAAAAAGUAAUUCUCUAAUUUAGCCCAGCAAAAAGGCUCCCCCACCGUUCCCGCGAGACAGCCUCGUACGUCGUGUGGCAGGCGUCUGAUGUGGGAGUGGGACGCCACCUCCCUCGCCGGCGCCCUCAAAUCCGCCGCCACUGGCCGUUCCACUCCCCAUGUCAAACCCCUCCACGCUGUCCUCCUCAAGCUCGGCCUGUCGGCGUCCGCCAUACUAGCUACCUCACUCGCGCACCUGGCACUCAGGUGCGGGCUCCCUGGUUACGCCCGCGCUCUGUUCGACGAAAUGCCCAGACGGGACGUGGUCUCCUGGACGUCCCUCAUUACCGGCCACGCUCACCAGGGUUUGCACGCAGAUUCUCUCGCACUUCUGAGGCGCAUGGUGGAAUCUGGUGUUGCUCCCAACGGGUACACCCUGUCCGGUGGUUUGCUCGCGUGUGCCGGGGUUGGCCAGGCCGCCCUUGCUGCCGGGAAGGAAAUCCAUGCCAGGGUUGUGAAGAUGAGUAUGUAUGGCCCGGUCGAUUCAGUUGUGGAUAACGGGGUUCUUGACAUGUAUGCGAGGUGCCGGAAUGUUGAAUAUGCGAGGAGAGCGUUUGGGGUGAUGGUGGCGAGGGACAUUGUUGCGUGGAACUCGAUGAUGGCUGGGUAUCUCGGGAGUGGUCAAGCUGAGGAGACUCUGGGCUUGUUUGCGUCAAUGGUUUCUUGUGAGGUUGGUGCAGAUGGCUUCUCGUAUGCCAUAAUUGUGGAUGCGUGUGGGGAGCUGGCGUUGUUAAAACAGGGGAUGCAAGUGCAUGCACGGGUUCUUGGUGCAGGAUUUGAUUCUGAUGUUGUUGUAAGGAAUUCCUUGCUGGAUAUGUAUGCAAAGUGUGGAUGUGUUGAUUCAGCCGAGCUUGUCUUCAAUGGGACACCUUCAUUAGAUGCUGUUUUGUGGACUACGAUGAUCUCAGCCUAUGGCAAGUUUGGUCGUGCACAAGACGCGGUAUGCUUGUUUGAUAGGAUGGCACGUUUGGGCAUCAAAAGAGAUGGAGUAGCAUACCUUGCGGUGUUGUCAGCUUGUAGCCAUGGUGGACUUGUUCGAGAAGGUUGGCACUACUUCAAGUUUCUGUUUGAUGGCCAAAGCUCGGUUAAGCUGCAGCCUGAGCACUACGGUUGUAUGGCAGAUCUAAUUUGCAGGAGAGGUCACCUAGAAGAUGCUCUUGAAUUCAUUGAGAAUAUGCCAUUUGAGUCGAGCAUUGCUGCUUGGAGUGCGCUACUUAAUUCCUGUCGAAUCUAUGGGGAUGCUAAGUUAGGUCAGCUUGCAGCGUCCCGUUUACUCGAGCUUGAUCCAGAGAACCACAGUAACUGGGUUGCUUUAUCAAGUAUACAUGCAUCGGAGGGCGAUUGGCAUGAGACAUGGAUGAUCAGGGAGAACAUGAACAGAGAGUGGGUGAAGAAAGAGCCUGGAUGUAGUUGGGUCGAGUUGCAUGAUGGAAUUCAUGUAUUUCUAAUGGCUGAUCAGUCUCACCCUGAAUUGGUUAAUGUACUGCAGACUCUUGAUUCUUUGAAGGAAGAUAUAUGGGUGAUGCCUUCAAAACCAUAGACGAUUUUUGGUGAUGCUCUUUGAUCAGAGCUAUUUUAAAUCUUGUUGAACAGUGGACAUUGUCCUAGUUGGUUGUUUCCCUUAGAACUAGUGCUACUAGUGACGUCAAAUAGGCUGUGAGAUGAAAAUAUGUCCUUGGAAAUUUGAAAUUGCAGCAAGAGGAUAAGUAAGGUGAUACGCUCUGGCGACUUGCUUAUGUGUGUUUUGUAGAUUAUACUAUAUGCGACGGUUUUCAAGAUGGUGCUUUCAUUCGACCAUGAAGAAGUUUUCUUGUAUAUUGAAUUGUCGACACAGAUGGAUAUAUUGUUCGUUUAAUAAAAAUAGUAGGAUUUCAUCAAUGCAAAUAACUGCCUUUUGUUUUAAGGAAAAUCUAGUCAAGAAGGAGGUGCUUGAACAAGAUUGAAGUGAAGGUCCAGUUUCCAAGAUGGGCCAGGUAUUCUGCCAACUCUUAAGUGAUAGUUGUUCUUCACUCCAUGAGGGUCAGACUGUGCAUCUGAGCCAUCCUCAUCUUUGAGUAUAUCGUGUUGACCUAAGGACCAAAUUUCUACUAGAACCAUAGCAGCCAUGCUUGCAAUGAGAUAUUUGAGGGCGGAUGUUUGCUGAGACCAACCAAUGUGAUGCAAAGCAUAUAGUUCCUGUCGCCAGAUGUUUGCAGUAAAAUGAUUUAGCAUUUCCAUACUUCAGAAUGAUUUCUACUUUGAUGUAUCUUACAACUCAUCAUAGUAUCUUGGUGUGUACUUUAUGGUAUACAUUUUGAAUACUCUAUUAUAAUCAUAAUAUGGAUCAGAGGGAGUAAUAUAAAUAGUUGAUGCCAGGAGGAACCUGGUGUUGUUUCUCU